Messenger RNA from Acanthisitta chloris (rifleman), 1277 nucleotides. RefSeq names its product calcium-binding protein 39-like. NCBI's taxonomy places the organism in Eukaryota, Metazoa, Chordata, Aves, Passeriformes, Acanthisittidae. Gene Ontology annotation, biological process: intracellular signal transduction. The transcript is spliced from 6 exons. Gene Ontology annotation, molecular function: protein serine/threonine kinase activator activity. The record is from RefSeq and is a predicted model, not a curated record. The annotation marks the transcript as partial.
GGCAAAAAGGAUGUUUCCCAGAUAUUUAACAACAUCUUGAGAAGACAAAUCGGCACACGCAGCCCUACUGUGGAAUACAUUAGUGCCCAUCCACAUAUCCUAUUCAUGCUCCUAAAAGGAUAUGAAUCCCCGAAUAUUGCCUUACGUUGUGGAAUUAUGCUGAGAGAGUGUAUCCGACAUGAGCCCUUGGCCAAAAUCAUACUGUUUUCAGAACAGUUCAGAGACUUUUUUAAAUAUGUGGAAAUGUCAACAUUUGAUAUUGCUUCUGAUGCCUUUGCUACAUUCAAGGACCUGUUAACACGACACAAAUCGUUGGUGGCAGAAUUUCUGGAACAAAAUUAUGAUGCAAUCUUUGAGGAUUAUGAAAAACUCCUCCAUUCUGAGAAUUAUGUCACAAAGAGACAAUCUUUGAAGCUGCUAGGUGAACUGAUUCUGGACCGACACAACUUUGCCAUCAUGACAAAAUACAUCAGCAAACCAGAAAAUCUGAAGCUGAUGAUGAACUUGCUGCGAGAUAAAAGCCCCAAUAUUCAGUUUGAAGCAUUCCAUGUGUUCAAGGUUUUUGUGGCCAGUCCAAACAAAACACAGCCUAUUGUGGAGAUCCUGUUGAAAAACCAACCCAAGCUAAUUGAGUUUCUGAGCAAUUUCCAGAAAGAGAGGACGGACGACGAACAAUUCACUGAUGAGAAGAACUACUUGAUUAAGCAAAUCCGAGACUUGAAAAAGCCAACGGCAUGAAGAACUCCUCUUAUUCUCCACUGUAGGCAUUAAUCUCAGCAGUUAUGUUCCUCUGUGUCCCUUAAACACCACAAUAAUGCUUGAGAAGGCACAGCAAGUGCCUGGGUUUUAUUUUGUCUUUGUUCCUAGAUGUCAAGAGUAUAGAGGUUUUACAUGAGAACUAAAAAAACCAAAAAUCUAGAAUAAUAUAUUGUUUUUAAUCAAGACUAUAAUUAUUUCUGUCAGUUUAGAAUCUCUCUGUAAUAGAAUCUGGUUUGAUGGAUUUUCAUUUGUGCUCAAGAAGAAUGAACCUCUUUGCUUAACUUUAUCAGCAAACUCAAGCUGCUGGCAAGUGCACAGAGUAGGUCUUCUGAGGACUGUAAAGUUGUUCCUUCACACCUGUAAUUGUGACUUUGUUCUAGUGCUGCACACACACAAGACUGUGAAAGAGUACGUUUGUCUCUGGAGUUAGCUGCACUUCUAGAUCUGGUUCUUUAGUCAAAACAGUGGGAGAUGACAAAGCAGUAAAGGUCACGUUUUUGCUUCAUUUUGUGUUCUUU